Daphnia pulicaria is the source of this 884-nucleotide messenger RNA. RefSeq names its product RWD domain-containing protein 2A-like. The coding region runs from base 40 to 867 and encodes 275 amino acids. The transcript is spliced from 3 exons. Lineage: Eukaryota; Metazoa; Arthropoda; Branchiopoda; Diplostraca; Daphniidae. The record is from RefSeq and is a predicted model, not a curated record. Gene Ontology annotation, molecular function: protein binding.
UUGAAAACGUAAACAAGACUACAAAACACGAGAAACUUGAUGGAUUCAAACAGUGAUGUAGAAAAUAAUAUAGAGCUCCAGCUUUCUGAGCUAGAAAUGCUGGGAUCUAUGUUUCCAAACAAGGGCGAGCUUGAGCUUAUUGAUCCUGGAGUUAUUUCUGAUUUACACGACUUUUUAUCGGGUAAACUAGGAAGAGACAAAGUUCCAAAACUGGAGUACAACAUCAAUCUUAACAUUAUUGAGGCAAAAGUUAAUAUAAGUGUAUCACUUCCUAAUUCCUACCCAAGUACACCAGCUCAAAUAUCAGUGCACAGUGGGCACCUAGGAAGAACUAAUCACAAUGGAAUCAAUUUGGAACUCAGAAGUUUUCAACGUACAUUGGAGCCAGGAUCAAUCUAUAUUGGUUCAGUAGUAGAAUGGGUAAAGGAUAAUUUUCCUGCUUACUUGACCUUCCUAGAGGGAGAUAUUCCAGCCCCUAUCUCCAAAACCGAAGACAAGAAAACUUUCAGAAUGUGGAUUCAUUCUCACCACAUUUACAGCAAGUCAAAAAUGAAGAAUAUUGAAGACUGGGCUAAAGAAUUAAAUCUCACUGGUUUCUUUUUACCUGGGAAACCUGGCUUAAUGUGUGUGGAAGGAUUGGAAACAAAUUGCAACAUAUGGUGGCAAAGGAUUCGUGCACUAAACUGGCAGAAGAUUUCCUGUAAAUUAGAAGAACAUGACGAAGUUCAGAAAUUUCAAAAUUUCUCCAACAUUGCAGAUAUCAAAGCCUCAUCUGAUUCCUCAGGCAUGAAAGCAUUCUUAAACUAUUUAGAUGAACAUCAUAGUUCACAUGUUUUCAAAGAAUACUUUGGUUUUGAUGGGAAAUAAACAGCAGCUUGUACAGA